Molecule: messenger RNA, 654 nt
Organism: Trametes versicolor FP-101664 SS1
Lineage: Eukaryota; Fungi; Basidiomycota; Agaricomycetes; Polyporales; Polyporaceae
Product: HSP20-like chaperone
Exons: 3
Coding region: 97-567 (156 amino acids)
Biological process (GO): response to hydrogen peroxide; protein complex oligomerization; response to salt stress
Source: RefSeq, a predicted model, not a curated record
AGCAUAGUCGAAAGUUACAAGUCCACGAUCACGACCGCUUUCUUCGUCUCACCCACUCAUCCUUCUUGAGCUCUUUAACGACUUCUACGACUCGAAAUGUCGCUUUCUACGUUCUUCACCGAGCCGUUCUACUCCCUCGCCGACUUUGACCGCCUCUUCGAUGAGGCGUUCAACGCGCGCACGUCCGCAGUCGCGCCGAGGCAGCAAGGAAACAACGGCAACGCCGUCUCCCGCCCUCUGCGCCCAAGACUGGACCUGCAUGAGGACCAGGAGAAGAACCUCGUGACGGCCACGUUCGAACUCCCCGGCCUGUCCAAGGAGAACGUCCAGAUCGACGUGCGAGACAACGUCCUGACCGUCUCUGGCGAGUCCACCAUCUCCAGCGAGCGCGACGACAAGGGCUACUCGGUCCGCGAGCGGCGGUUUGGCAAGUUCUCGCGGUCGCUGCCACUCCCUCAGGGAAUCAAGCCUGAGGAGAUCAAGGCGUCCAUGGAGAACGGCGUCCUGGCCGUGACCUUCCCGAGAACGACCCCGGAGCAGGCCCCGAAGAAGAUUACGAUCUCGUGAGCAGCUUUGUGGGUUUGUUCUAUCUCAGGAGAUAGGUUGGUUGUUAUCAUAGAGACGCACGUUAAUAGGAUUGAGUUUUCUAUAGCC